Magallana angulata is the source of this 6919-nucleotide messenger RNA. RefSeq lists its product as uncharacterized. Gene Ontology annotation, molecular function: protein binding; GTP binding. The coding region runs from base 1747 to 3999 and encodes 750 amino acids. The transcript has 14 exons. Lineage: Eukaryota; Metazoa; Mollusca; Bivalvia; Ostreida; Ostreidae. The record is from RefSeq and is a predicted model, not a curated record.
AUUUGGUUUAAGGAAAGAGGUUUUAUCUGAACCACAGGAAUGUCUACAUGGAAAUAAACAAAGUGACGAUAUCACGUUUUGCAGAAGUAAUCAUAUGGCUGAAACAUCAUAUGAAAAUAUUCCACAACAGAACAAAUUACCUUAUUUAAUGAGCAGUCACCCUGAAAUGUGUGUUGGCCUCCAAGAAAUCCCAAAUAUCACUUCAGACAAAACCGAAGACCAACUUAAAAAAGAAGAGAUAUUCUGCGACCCCUGUCUCCAUGGUGACCUAAAAUCAAAAGCUACGCUUUUCUGCAAAACGUGCGAUGUACCAGAACCAUUAUGUGCAGACUGUGGUGUCCAGCAUACUCGUCACAAAUUAUGCAGAAAUCAUGAAUUAUGUGACAACAUGGCUGAACUCUCCAUCACAAGAGUACCUUUUAAGCCCAAAGAAAAUGAAUCAAAACAAAGUGAAUUCUUUUGUGAUUCCUGUGUUUUUGAAAACAUAAAAUCCAAGGCAACGCAUUUUUGCAAGACAUGCGAAGAUCCAGAACCAUUGUGCAACAAAUGUGCACAACAGCACCUUCGUCAUAACUUGCAGAAAUCAUAUAAUAUGUGACGUCAUUGAACAAUUACAUGAUAUAAAAGUAGCAGUAAAGGAGAAAGAAAACCAAUACAAGCAAUUAGAGGUUUUGUGUGAGUCUUGUCUUUUUGGAAAUUUGAACAUCAGGGCAACACAUUUCUGCAAGACCUGUGAAGAUCCAGAACCAUUAUGCAACUCUUGUGCGCAACUACACAUACGUCAUAAAUUAUGCAGAGAUCAUGAAAUAUGCGACGUCAUUGAGGAACUGCUUGACAAAAAAAUAGCAAUAAUUCAAAAAGAAAAUGAAUCAAAACAAAGUGAAUUCUUUUGUGAUUCCUGUGUUUUUGAAAACAUUAAAUCCAAGGCAACGCAUUUUUGCAAGACAUGCGAAGAUCCAGAACCAUUGUGCAACAAAUGUGCACAACAGCACCUUCGUCAUAACUUAUGCAGAAAUCAUGAACUAUGUGACGUCAUUGAAGAAUUACAUGAUAUAAAAGUGGCAGUAAAGGAGAAAGAAAACCAAUACAAGCAAUUAGAGGUUUUGUGUGAGUCUUGUCUUUUUGGAAAUUUGAACAUCAGGGCAACACAUUUCUGCAAGACCUGUGAAGAUCCAGAACCAUUAUGCAACUCUUGUGCGCAACUACACAUACGUCAUAAAUUAUGCAGAGAUCAUGAAAUAUGCGACGUCAUUGAGGAACUGCUUGAUAAAAAAAAAAAAAGCCAAAGCAAAGAAACCGAGGUUUGGUGCGAAUCCUGUCGUUUUGGGGACUUAAACACCAAGGCAACUCAUUUCUGCAAGACAUGUGAAGAUCUAGAACCAUUGUGCGAAAAUUGUGCUCAACAGCAUGUACGUCAUAAAUUAUGCAGAGGCCAUGAGAUUUGUAAUGGCAUCGAAGAAUUCCUUGAUAUGAAAGAAGCAUUAGAUAAAAAGUAUAUUUAACAAAUCUAAACAAGCCUGAAAAGUGUGAGCCUGUAAACUUAACAAAGAAGUAGAGAACCAAUACAAAAGAACUGAGGUUUGGUGUGAGCCCUGUCGUUUUGGAAACCUAAACACCAAGGCAACCCAUUUCUGCAAGACAUGUGAAGAUUUAGAACCCUUGUGCGAAAAUUGUGCUCAACAGCACGUACUUCAUAAAUUAUGCAGAGGCCAUGAGAUAUGUAAUGGCAUCGAAGAAUUCCUCGAUAUGAAAGAAUCAAAUCAAAAUGAAAGCCAAUCCAAACUAAGUGAAAUUUUAUGUGAUCCUUGCCUUUUUGAAAACCUGAACACCAAGGCAACCCAUUUUUGCAAGACUUGUGAAGAUCUUGAACCAUUAUGCGACAAAUGUGCACAACAGCAUAAACGUCAUAAAUUAUGCAGGGAUCAUGAAUUAUGUGACACAUUAGAAGAAUUCAUUAACAGUCAAGUAUCAAUGCGCAAAAAAAAUAGUGCAGAAAACCUGAAAAAAAUCGAUGACAAGUCUCCUGGAAAACCUUAUGCAGAAGAAAUCAAAUCGGAUUCAGUGCGUCUCUUUUGGAACAAAUCGAAUCAACCAGCAGACCAUUAUCAGAUUCGGUUCAAAGCCAAGAACGGCAACUUAAAAUGGAAAUUCACAGAUACAGAUUCAGACGAAAAUAACGUCAACAUUUCUGGAUUGAUGGCGCAUACAAAAUACAUAUUUCAAGUCCGUGGAAUAUUUGGAGAGCAAGAGGGUCCAUAUGGUCAAGCUAAUGAAGACAUUGAAACAAGAAAGUCUUUAGGAACAACAUUUUUGGAGUUUUCUUUAUUGCAGAACAACACGGAUUGUCCUCCAAAAUAUUUACUUCCGAUACAAGAAAAUAAAAACGCAAGAAAUUCAAGCGCGCGAACAAGACAGUUAACGCUUGGACAACCAUUGAAAGACUUUUGUGAGGAAAAAACCAUAAUGUUAGUUGGAGCAACAGGUUCAGGAAAAAGUACUUUAGUGGAUGGCAUUGUCAACUAUAUAAUGGGUGUAAGUUUUGAUGACCCAUUUCGAUUCAGGAUAGUCACUUUAGAAGAGGAAGAAAAGAAAUCCCACAACCAGGCCAUCUCACAGACAGAAUGGAUAACGGUUUAUAAAAUAUAUCCAACAGAAGGCAGUCGACUAAACUACACCCUCAACAUUAUAGACACACCAGGAUUUGGUGACACAAGAGGAAUAGAACGCGAUCAUGCUAUCAUCGAUCAGAUUCGACAUUUGUUUUCUGCACAAGGUGACCAAGGUGUUAUGUUUAUUGACGCUGUAUGUUUUAUUGUCAAGGCACCAGACGCACGUCUCACAGUCGUUCAAAAGUAUAUAUUUAGCUCAAUUAUGUCCUUGUUUGGAAAAGAUAUUGAGUCAAAUAUUUGUACACUGAUCACUUUUGCUGAUGGGGGAAAGCCUCCCGUAAUUGCUUCACUGAAGGAAUCUAAACUUCCUUUUGGAUUGACAUUUAACUUCAACAAUUCAGCUCUUUUUGCUGAAAACAAAGGCCUUACACACAAUACAUUGUCUCCAACGUUUUGGGAAAUGGGAUGUAGUAGUUUUGAAAGAUUUUUCAGACAAAUACAACAAUUGGAAACAAGAAGUCUUUGUCAAACAAAAAACGUACUGGACGAACGAGAGCAACUAAAAACUGUAAUCUCAAAUAUUCGACCACAGGUUUCGGCAGGCUUGUCCAAAUUAUCUGAACUGCAGCAACAGUUGGAUAUUUUUACAAGAUAUAAAAAUGAAAUAAGAGAUAACCAAAAUUUUGAGUACGAAGUUGAUGAAAUAAAGCAGGAACAAAUAGAUCUUCCUAAAGGUCAGCAUGUAACAAAUUGUAUUCAAUGCAAUGUCACUUGUCACGAAAACUGCGGUAUAGCCGAUGAUGAUGAAAAAAGUAGAUGCUGGGCAAUGGAUAAAAGAACAGGUUGCUGUAGAAUAUGUUCCGGGAAAUGUAUAUGGUCAGAUCACAAAAACACCCCAUAUAUUUUCAAAUACGUUACCGAAACUGUUAAAAAGACCUAUGCUGAAAUGAAACAAAGAUAUGAAGCUGCUCAGGGACAAACACUUACGCACGAAAAAUACAUUGAAGAAUUGACAUAUGAUGUUGAUGAAUUAUUUGAUCUCAUUACGGCAAUGAUGAAUGAUAUGAACGACUGUAAAACAAGACUAAAAGAAAUUGCAUUAAGACCGGAUCCUUUAACUGCAGUGGAGCACAUUGACCUUAUGAUUCAGUCUGAAGAAAUCGAUAAACAACCAGGAUUUCUAAAAAGGGUACAGAUGCUGAAAGAAAUUAAAAAAAUGGCACUCGUAGAUCAGGAUGUGAAUAGUUUAGGGCAAAAUAUCCGUGUCACAAGAGAAAACAUCAAGUCAGUGACGGGAAAAUCGUUUCAAACCAGAGUCAGAAUCAAAAGAAAGAAUCAAGGCAAUGCGUUUACCCGGGGUUUUCAAUACGUAAAAAACUGUUUUAAAUAAUUUCUGAAGGUUUUUUAAAAAGACAAUUAAUAUACCUGGACAAAAAGAAGGUUUCAAGGAACAACAUAUUAUAAUAGAAUUAAAAAUUUGAUUUAUGAGUAAUUUUUCAUUCGAUACAAAACUUCUCAAAAAUAGUAAAAAAAUAAAAAUAAAAUAAAAGUUGUAAUAAAUCGAACCAUCCAAAAAUUAUCAUAAUGUAGUAGAGAUUGAUACAGGUUGCUUUUCAACCAAACUUUAUGUUGGCAUGAAACAAGAUAAGUGAUAACAUUUUCAUAAUGUUUAAAACAAAUGAACUGACGGUAUUAUGGACAGUAUACCUUGCAAAUCUACUGUCGAAUAUUAGCAGGAAAGUAGUUGCAAAUCAAGAUAUGUCGUUAAUCCCUUGCGACAAAACCUUGAUAAGAACUACAACCUCAAAACUAGGAUCCAAGUUUUUUUAAUCAUUGGAAUGCCAAGAACCUAUUUCUUAGGCCAUAGAGGCAUUGUUUUGUGUAUUAUUAUGGUAAUGGGCAAAUGUAUACUGUUUGUGGCUUUUUUAGUCAAUUUAUUUUAUUACUUUGCCUUUCCCUUUGCACUUUGUAUUCACAACUGUUGUGGUUACUUUAUGGGGUUUUUUCUGUCGACGAUGUGAGUUACUUUUGUGGGUUACCUUUCUGGUGUGCUUGGUUUUUUUUAGACGACGUGGGUUAAUUACCUUUAUGUUUAACUUUUUUUCUAAAGACGAUGAGGUUACUUUAUGUUUUAGGUUUUCUUUUUAGACUUGGUCGCUUAAACAAAACAAGAAGAUCAUGAGAAGUUUGUGAUGCAUAAUGCUUUGAAUCAUUUAAAGAGGCUAUAUUUGGAACUUUUCUUUACCUUUAGUCGGCAGAGGGGGUCCUUAACUUUUUGUAGUAUUUUGAUUUUGAUUUUAUGAUAAAUUUAAUCGGAAUAUGAAGUGUUUAAAGUGUAAAUUUAAAUACAGUUUGUCAAUUCAUGAGUUUAUUUGUUGCUUAAACGUAUAACAGAGACUUGUACAGGACUUGUACAGGAGAUGUAUACAAUUGGACCAUUACCCGUAUGAUUAUUCCGUUCUCCUUCCAAACAAUCUGUUGAUUUUCUCUUCUUUAAUAGUUACGCUAAUAAGAAUUUCCGCACUAUUUAAAUAAAAUAUGAUUCGCUGAUUGUUUUUACUAGAUGUGUCUUUGAUUUCACAAUUUUUUUAAAAUAAUUUGUUGCCUGCUCUUGUAUAGAGCUUUUGUUAUAUUAUGCUUUUGAUUUUAUGAUAAAUUGAAUUGGAAUAUGAAGUGUUUUAAGUGUAAAUUUAAAUACAAUAUGUAUUCAAUUCAUGAGUUUAUUUGUUGCUUGCUCUUAUGUACAGGUAAAAGUCUUAUUAUUAAUUAUAGUUACUGUAGAAGCACAUAUUUUCGUUAGGUCAAAAUUUCGUUGUUUUUAAGCCAAAAAAAAUUUCGUUGACAUUUAAUUUCCACAUAUCGUUAUCUCUUUGAAUUCUUUAAAAAUUCGGUUAAAAAUUCGUCAUGAAUUUAAUUUCGUUGAUUUAUACAGCCAACGAAAAUAACAAAAUUAAAUCCUCAAUGAACAUUUCUGCGUCUACAGUAUAUUAUAUACUACAUCUUUAUUGUCAUUUGUAUGAGUGGUAGAUGAAAUGGUAUAUAAGAUACACGUUUACUUUCAGUUUACCGUUAGCAAUUUAUCAAAAUGUGAAAUGAUGAAAAAUAUAUUUAUGCUCACAUGAAAUGUAACUUUUAGAGUUCUUUAAAAUAAAUUGAUGGAUAACUAUUAAUAGUCACUUAUUUGUUAAGCUCGCUUAGCGGUACAGAUAAAAUCUAAAAUGUUCACACGACAGAUUUACAUUAUAUUUGGUAAUUUCUUUCAAAAAGAAAAUGUUAAAUGAAGAAAUUUAAUUCAGAUUUAUCUUUUUUUUUUGUACAAAAAAAUGUCAUGACUUAUACGGUCUGUACUUGGUUUACAUUUGGGUUUUUUCACUAUUUGCAUUUAUUCUUUAUUUUAUAAAUCAAGGUAUCAGAUUUAUUUCUAUUCUUUUUUUUAAUUGUAUCCGGGUAAAAGAGGGGAUUUUCUUUUGAAAAGAAUUAUAUAUUAAUCUUGCUUAAAUCAAUUUCGAUUUCUUUUUACUGAUAUAUAGAUGAAUAUUAAAGUCAGAAUACUUAAUAUUUAUAAGUGAAGAUAACUCUAUAAUAUGUUUGGGUUUUUCUUUUUUAUAAUUUAAACAAUUUUAUAAUAAUUGUGCAAGAGUGAUUAUUUGAAUCUGUGAAAAAGUAUAUUUCAAAGAGAAUAUUUGGUUUUCUUUUAAAUUUUUUUAAAAUUUGACAAAUUCACUGGUAUUGUUUGUGUUGACAAAAAAUAUGUUGAAAAAUGAUAAUAAUCUAAAGUUUCUUUGCACAAAGCCGGUUGAAUAUUCAGUUUUGAGAUUGACACAAGUGUGCUAGUGGAGUUUUAAAUAUUUAUAAAGCCCUACUUACAUAUAUUAUAUGUAUUAUAAAAAUCGUUUCAUGUUUAUUAAUUGUUUAAUUCACAAUAAAAAAAAAAAGAAAAUUAUAUUUUCCUUAUUGUACUUUAUUUUGUUCCAGCCAGAAAAAUCUGAAAUAGCAAAUACAAGUACAAAUACACAGCAUGAAUUCAUAUUUAAUCAAAUUCACAAUAACAGAAGAACAGAUACAAUGUAGUUGGUUCAUCAUUUGAAUUUUGCAGGGAAAUCCCAUUAUGUACCAAUACAAUUCCUAUAUUCCACUGUUACGAAAGCUGGUAUUAUUAAAUUAAAAUGGCUUUAUCGGAAAUGUAAUUAACUUUCAAAAACAUUUUAAAAUAUCACUCAGAAUCACUGGAUGAACUAUCAUUCUCAACCGCUGGUUCAUUACUGGAGGAGGCUCGUCCUGAAAUUAAUUAACACUGUCUAUAGUUAUAA